Hibiscus syriacus is the source of this 813-nucleotide messenger RNA. Its product is annotated as protein SLOW GREEN 1, chloroplastic-like. Lineage: Eukaryota; Viridiplantae; Streptophyta; Magnoliopsida; Malvales; Malvaceae. The transcript has a single exon. The coding region runs from base 1 to 813 and encodes 270 amino acids. The record is from RefSeq and is a predicted model, not a curated record.
AUGAAUCCAACACUAGCCACAUUUUCAUCACCGCGCACCGCCGUUCUCCCCUUGAAAUCACUCCAUUCGUCUUCUUCGCCGGCCCCGUUUCUCACUUUUCCUUCACCCAAGCCCCUCAGGCUCAGGGCUUGUUGUUCUGUAAGGCCUGAUUCCAUCGCCCAGAAGCUUCAAUUGUUCGCCAAGACGGCUGUUUUGGUCGGUGCCACGACUUUGAUGAUUGGGAAAUUCUCAGAAUUCCCUGCCCGUGCCGACCCUGUACCAGUAACGGUGGUUGAAAACGAACCUGCUUUGCCGGUAGAAAAGGAAGCAGAUGAUUUGAAACCAAAUCAAACAUCAUCGCUUUCUACGUUUCUUGAAUCGGAUACGGAAGCCGUCGAGGAAAUAAAGGUGCUCAAAUGCAUGAAGCUUGAAAACCAAGAAGAAGAAGCGACAGUUAUCACCUUGAAGCGCUUGGUUUUUGCACAACCAGAUGUUGUUGAUUGUAAAUUGUUGUCGGGAAGGUUGUUGGGCGACAUGAGUCAAACCGAGAAAGCGUGCAGACUGUUCGAUGAAAUCCUUCAGUCGGAUCCGUUCGCUUACAAGACCUUGUACAAGUACGCUUUGUUGAUAGAUUGUUGCGGGGAAGGAGAAGUUGUCCUCAAAAUGUUAGAAGGGGUCGUAGCCCUUGCCGAAAGAGAGAACAAAGCCAAAGAAGCCAGAGAUGUUCGAUUCAUAAUUUCUCAGUUACACUUUCUCCAAAACUCAAUUCCUCUCAUUGGUGUUGAACAAUUUCAUUUUUUUCAUAAACGUGGCCUUAAGUGCCGUUACGGCUGA